AUGGCGACGAAACUCAAAAUGGCGGGCAUGCAUACCGCUGGAAUCUUCUCGGAUAUGACGGUUGAUGGUCCAGUAAUUGGUACUCUGGUUGUUAUCGUUGAUCGAGCCAAGAAUUUACCAAACAGAAAGACAAUUGGAAAACAAGAUCCGUAUUGUGCAGCUCGUCUGGGAAAGGAAGCAAAAAAAACGGAGACAGAUAAGAGAGGUGGACAAACCCCUCGAUGGGAUCAAGAGCUACGAUUUACUGUUCACGAUUCGCCGGAUUACUAUCAAUUGAAGGUCUCAGUAUUUAAUGACGAUAAGAGAACAGAUUUGAUAGGAGAGACCUGGGUAAACCUACAAGAUGUCAUUGUUGCAGGAGGGGGACAAAGUGAUAUAUGGCAUAACUUAAACUUCAAGGGGAAAUAUGCCGGAGAGAUUAGAGUCGAGAUCACAUAUUAUGAUAAAAGACCCAAACCAGAGAAACCAGAGAAGAAGGAACCCAAACAGAAUUCAUCGACAAUUACUCCAUCUACAUCUGUGCAAUCGAUAACGGAUUUCGGAAGUGUGGGUGGAAGCGGAAGUGGAAGUGGGAGUUUGAGAGAAGGAGUUGGUGGGCCAAGACAACUAGGGGUGAAACCAAUUGUUAAGAGGCGGCCUCUACCAACCGAUCCAAUCACUGGAGCUCCUGCGCAACCUCCUGUGGCAGCACCCGCGCCAGCCCCGAUCCCUGCUACGGUACCACAUCCUGCGGAACUUGUUCAUACUCCUCCACGAGGAUAUCAGGUCCCAUCCACAGUAGAUCAUGUGCAAAUGACCCCUACGCGUGGCUAUAGAGACUCUCCUUCUGCGAUACCAGAUCAUGUCCAAACUCCACCUCGAGGCUACCAAAACCCAUCGACUGGAAUACCAGAUCACAUUCAGACACUGCCGCAAGGAUAUAAGAUGUCUCCGAAUGGUAUGCCAGAUCAUGUCCCUCGAGGAUAUGCCAAUCCACCAGUAAUUCAGGAUCAACCUUCGCCUCGUGGAUAUCCAAGUUCUGGUGUCAUGUCUGAUCCAAUGCAAGCGCAGCGUGGUUAUCAUUCUCCUGUUAUUGGACAGGAGCACGCGCAAACGCCACCGCGUGGAUAUCAGAACGGAUUUGCUCAGGAUCAAUCGCCUGGGCAAAGAGUGGAAUACAACGCACCCUCAGCUCGAUAUAACCAAGUCCAAGGAUAUGAUAUUAGUCCAGGGGGGACCCCAUACGGAGCACCUCAAGACAUGAUGGUUGCAGCACCACCAAGUUCCCAGUCAAUGCGGAAUAACGAUAGAUAUGAGGUUCACGAUCCAAUGUUGAGAAACGAUUAUGAAAACGGUCAUGAUAUGAAUCAAUAUGCGGCCCAUGAAGCGGAUCGAUAUGGAGGCUCUCGUAUGCUAACAUAUGAACCUCAGCAGCCAGGUCCAUACGAACUUCCGAUGAGCCCUGGUCCUCCGCCACCUCCCCCGGCUCAUGCAAGCAGGCACGUGAGCUCGGUGCCAACUCUCGCGCAACCUAAGGCUGUUCAUGGCCGUCCAGUCAGUCGAGGAAAUUCUAAUCCAUACAACGCUUCCAUGGAUGAUAUGCACCGCCACUCAUUGCCUGCUCAUACACAGUCCACUUCACCAUACCAGGCCUAUAGCCCACCAAAGAACGAUGAUCAAUUCCGAAGGUCUGGAAAUGGCAACCCUUACCCACUCCGAAAGAACUCUUAUGAUUCGAGAGAUUUGAGGUAUAAUGCCAGUUAUGAUGACAUGCAGCCAACUGUCGAGGAUGCCCCACCCACACCGGCUCCAGGACCAGGACCAAACAGUUAUCAAACUGCUAUACCGCAUCGAGGAAGUGCACCAGGUGCUAUGCAACACCCAGCUGAAGGGAUGUAUGACCAAGUACCGGCACCAUUAAAUUUACGGCAUCGCCCUAGUCGCAAUAGUAUUGCAACAACUGCCCCGAGUCAUCAAUAUUCGAAUAGCUCAGGUGGCUAUCCGACAUCCAGUUCUAUGUCUUCUGUCAGAGAUGGCGCUUCUGUGACCUCAAGAAACUCUUAUGGCCAGCUCCCAUCAUCCCGCCAAGACAGAAGCCAGUCCCUAGGUGUGCAGAAUACUAAUGGAGACUAUGGUUUGCCUGAGAUGCCACCAACUUUGGUGCCGGGAAUGGAUCCAAUCAUUGCAAAGGAAAUCUCGGAUCGGAUUUAUAACGAAAAACGAGCAAGUCAUAGCCAAAACCCUGCAUCUUCGCAGCGAGGAAGAUAUCAAGAGAUUCCAAGACAUCAGCCACAACAGAUUCAACAGCCAAUACCCCUUCCCUAUCAUGAUAAUUCGGCUGUUGUCCCAUACUCACCACAGGCAGCAUAUGACGAUCGCCAAAGUCGAUAUGCUGCAUCUACGGCUAUGGUUCCAGUAAAACCUAGGGGUACGUCGCCUAAUCCUGCAAUGGAUAGACGAGGAAAUUCGCCUAACCCUAUGGAUCGAAGAGGCGUAUCUCCCAAUCCAAUGGAUAGAAGAGGUGCAUCUCCCAAUCCACCCAUGGAUAGAAGAGGUGCUUCACCAAAUCCUAUCAACAGAAGAGGUACCUCUCCUAACCCAGCAGUCAUGCGAAAACCGGUCAGUCCUGCUCCAGAGCCUCGAAGGUUAUCAGGUAUUGCAUUCGGGCCAGAUUCGUAUGAUGUUUUCAAUCCAAGUCUGACAGGAUCGAAAUCUGCAACGUCUCUCAGCGCUGCUUAUGAUCCCAAAGAUGAUCCCGAUGCCAAAAUCAUUACUUAUGAUGGUAGGGAGAUUGAUCCAAGUGAUCACAUUCCUGAAUCUAAUUAUGCGCCACUCCUUGAACAAAAGGGACCGAAAUACGCUUCACAAAUGCCAGAUCGCAAUUAUCGACCUCCACCAGCAGAACAUCCAAUGCCAUCGAAUGGCCGUAAGCAAUUACGUCAAGCUGGAAGGCCUCAGUCAAUGGCCGUCUCUUCCCCAAUUUACUUCAGCGGCGGCAUUCCUGAUAACCCUCCAGCUACGGCUCAUAGAAAACUCCAGAAGAAGUCAAACCGCAUGUCGGCACAACCUGCAUACCAUUCAUCCCCAAAUGUACCGAUCUACAAAGAACCAGCUUACGCAUCUAGUAGAACGUCAAUGCAGAGACCCUCAACGGCUGAAUAUUCUCAUGACAGUUAUCAGUCAAAUGGUUAUCAGUAUGGAAGUAGCGCUGGAGGUGGAUAUAGAGGGGCAGUUGGGCCAGUCGUACCAGCAAAAAUUCCAAUGGCAUUACCGGCUCCGGCUAGUAGUGGCGCAGGGAGAGGAGGUGGAGGCGGGGAUGCGUGGGCGCUGUUAGAGGAAAUGAAGAACAUUGACUUAGGGGCCCCAAGUUCCAGAAGGAGAAGACAUUGA
Messenger RNA from Botrytis byssoidea, 3369 nucleotides. RefSeq lists its product as uncharacterized. NCBI's taxonomy places the organism in Eukaryota, Fungi, Ascomycota, Leotiomycetes, Helotiales, Sclerotiniaceae. The record is from RefSeq and is a predicted model, not a curated record. The transcript is spliced from 2 exons. Bases 1 to 3369 code for a protein of 1122 amino acids.